Molecule: messenger RNA, 486 nt
Organism: Staurois parvus
Lineage: Eukaryota; Metazoa; Chordata; Amphibia; Anura; Ranidae
Source: the annotation of a GenBank genome assembly
CAGGUGUACCGGCUCCUCCCCUUCAGUCUUCCCCAGGUGUACCGGCUCCUCCCCUUCAGUCUUGCACAGUGUACCGGCUCCCCCCUCCAGUCUUGCACAGGUGUACCGGCUCCUCCCCUUCAGUCUUCCCCAGUCCGGCUCCUCCCCUUCAGUCUUGCACAGUGUACCGGCUCCUCCCCUCCAGUCUUGCACAGGUGUACCGGCUCCUCCCCUCCAGUCUUGCACAGGUGUACCGGCUCCUCCAGUCUUGCACAGGUGUACCUGCUCCUCCCCUCCAGUCUUGCACAGGUGUACCUGCUCCUCCCAAUAGUAACUCCCAGCUCUGCUGAUCCCCCACUGAGUAGUAACCCCCAGCUCUGCUGAUCCCCCGCUCAGUAGUAUCCCCCAGCUCUGCUGAUCCCCCAUCAGUAGUAUCCCCCAGCUCUGCUGAUCCCCCAUCAGUAGUAUCCCCCAGCUCUGCUGAUCCCCCAUCAGUAGUAACUCUCA